Messenger RNA from Exophiala aquamarina CBS 119918, 819 nucleotides. RefSeq lists its product as uncharacterized. The transcript has a single exon. Bases 1 to 819 code for a protein of 272 amino acids. The record is from RefSeq and is a predicted model, not a curated record. Lineage: Eukaryota; Fungi; Ascomycota; Eurotiomycetes; Chaetothyriales; Herpotrichiellaceae.
AUGGGUGGCCAGCAUCACUACCGUUCCGUUUCGAAUGACGAAUCGCAUCCUCUCGCUCCUGAGAAAGAAGGAUACCUGAGACCAUCAGGCUGGGGCAAGCAAUCCAUCUUUCUCUCCAUUGCCACUGGCACCUUGUUCAUUGCAGUAAUUGCUGCCGUUCUAUCCACAAUCGGUUCAGCUGUUAUCUCUUACGGCGGAUCUGGCUCAUCUGCUGCAACAACCACCGCAAGUGCCGCAGCCGUUGAGGUGAGCACCUCAGUCUCAGCUGCUCCCACACCUUCAGCGACCACUGGCAAUGAUGACUUGAAAUCAACCGACCCAGACUCCGAUAUCCUCACCCCCGCUAUUAUCCAGGACUGUGGCUACAGCCCUCAAGAAGCCAGAGAUCGAGGUUGCGUUUUUGAUGUCAUGAUGCAACUCUGGACGCCCGCCGCCUGUUUCGAUGAGAUCCUUUCAAACCGUUUCCUCGAAGUCGGCAACUGGACCUGGUAUGCUGAUCCAGGCGCCGAACAUAUAUUCACCCUGGAAGAAAUGAGAAAGGGAGAGCACGACGCCGUUUAUGUCGCUCAAGAUUAUCACAUCACUCAUUGCAUCUAUGCUUGGGAAAGACUUGUUCGCGCUAUGAGGACUCGGACCCCGCUGAUUACCGAACUUAUCUCUUACGACCAUGUUAUUCACUGCCGUCACAAGACCCUCCAGAGGGCCGAUGGAGGCAGUUCAAUUCGUGGCGUCAGAGCGCCAACUGGUUAUACCCAAUGUGCCAUGUACGAUACCUGGAAGUUCAAUCUGCCUCCCAACGAGCACUCUUCGACGGAAUAA